AUGGAUCCUCCACCAGGUCUGAAUAUUGAUACAAAUGAGCAAGUUUGCAAGCUCACCAAGUCCUUAUAUGGCCUAAAACAGGCCAGCAGACAGUGGUUUGAGAAACUGUCCAGUUUUCUUAUAUCUGCAGACUAUGUUCAGUCAAAGUCUGAUCACUCUUUAUUCAUUAAGAAAAGUUCCACGAGUUUUAUAGCUUUGCUUGUUUAUGUAGAUGACAUUGUCCUAACAGGAGAUUCCAUGGAUGAAAUCACUCACAUAGAGACUCUUCUCCAUCGUCAAUUCCAAAUAAAGGAUCUUGGAAAACUAAAAUAUUUUCUGGGAUUUGAGGUUGCCAGAUCUAAGAAAGGGAUACAUCUCUGUCAGAGAAAGUAUGCCCUUGAUAUUCUUGAAGAAACGGGAAUGCUGGGAAGCAAACCUUGCUCUACACCAUUCUUAAGCAGCACUAAUUCCUCAUACAAAGAAGAGAAUUACAUGGAUGAUCCUAGUAUCUAUCGCAGAUUAAUAGGGAAGCUAUUCUAUCUUACUAAUACUAGACCCGAUUUGUGUUUUACUAUUAAUCUCUUAAGUCAAUUUAUGCAGCAGCCCACUAACUAUCACUAUCAGGCCCUGCAGCACGUUCUGAGGUAUGUUAAAUCCANUCCUUCUNAAGGGNUUUUCUUUGCUNCUGAUUCCAGCAUACANAUAAAGGGAUUUAGUGACUCCGAUUGNGNCACUUGUCCUAAUACACGGAGAUAUACUACUGGGUACUGCACUUUCCUUGGAGCAUCUCUUGUUUCAUGGAGGUCGAAGAAGCAAACCACAGUUUCAAGGUCAUCUACUGAAGCGGAGUAUCGUGCCUUAGCUGCUACCGUGUGUGAAAUGCAGUGGCUCCAUUAUAUUCUCCAAGAUCUUCAAAUUCAACUUGAUGCUACUGCAGUUCUCUACUGCGACAACAACUCUGCGAGACAUAUUGCCCACAACCAGAGCUUCCAUGAGCGAACCAAACAUAUCGAGCUGGACUGCCAUGUGGUUCGCGAAAAGAUUCAAGCCAAGUUUCUACGUCUUCUACCGAUCCGAUCGGAGGAACAACUCGCCGAUGUUUUUACCAAAUUUCCUCACCGUACGCGCUUCAGAUCUAUCAUCCCCAAGCUCGGACUAGUGAACAUCCACCAUCUAGCUUGA
Vigna radiata var. radiata (mung bean) is the source of this 1161-nucleotide messenger RNA. RefSeq lists its product as uncharacterized. The transcript has a single exon. The record is from RefSeq and is a predicted model, not a curated record. Lineage: Eukaryota; Viridiplantae; Streptophyta; Magnoliopsida; Fabales; Fabaceae. The coding region runs from base 1 to 1161 and encodes 386 amino acids.